Messenger RNA from Paramecium sonneborni, 960 nucleotides. NCBI's taxonomy places the organism in Eukaryota, Ciliophora, Oligohymenophorea, Peniculida, Parameciidae. The record is from the annotation of a GenBank genome assembly.
AUGUAAGAAAAAAAAAUUAAGAAAAACAGAAUUAUUCAUUCUUCAUUUUUAAAAUUACUUUAUAAAAUUCUAGAGGUAAACUAAAUUAAUAAGAUAGAAUCAAGAAUAUGAAAACAUAAUCAGAUGGAAUGAUUUGGGAGAUAAAUUUAUCAUUUUAGAUAAACCUAUUUUUAUAUCAAAAAUACUACCAAAAUACUUUAGACAUUAAAAGUUUUCUAGUUUUGUAAGGUAAAAAUAUAAAUAAUUUAAGGUAAUUAAACUUAUAUGGAUUCUAAAGAAUUUGUGGUGAAGGAAAUAACUCUUGUUACUUUAAUACUUAGUUCACUAGAUAGAAUCCAAACUUAUAAAUGAAAAAAAAACAAAGACAAUUAUAUUCACAUUAAGGAUUUGAAACUUCUGUUUUAAAGAACUAAAUGAAUUAAAUUAAAAUGACACAAUAACUAAUAAAAUAAUAAAUAGAAGGAUGCUUGUAAUCCGUAGAUAAAUUGUCUAGUAUUACUCAAUAUUUAUUGAAUGUAUAAAUCAUUUAUAUUUAACAUAGUUGCUCUUUGAAACCAAAAUUUAAACAUCUAAUUAAGCUAAAUCUGUACUUAAUGCAGCCUUAGAAAUAGUUUAUGGCAUGCUACCUCAAUUUUGUAAAUAAUUUGUAAUAAUUUAAAAGGUUUAACAUUUUAGGAAUUAUUAGAAAUUACUUUUCCUUCAAGUGAAGUCUUAUCACUUGAAAAUGCAAUGUCAUAUCUCCAUAAAAACCCUAUAUCCCCACAAAGUCAUAUAUCAUUACUCUAAAUAUUUAAUUAUUUAUCUUCCUACUACCCAGCAACUUAAUUUUCAAAACAUAAUGAAGCUUAUUCAAAUAUAGAGUAAUCCUGUCGUAAUUUAGAAGAUUUUGCAUGUUAAAGUAAGCAAUUAAGAAUUAAAGAUUGAAUAAAUUUUAGCAAGAAUAAUAUUAUUAUAUCUCCA